Molecule: messenger RNA, 381 nt
Organism: Lactuca sativa (garden lettuce)
Lineage: Eukaryota; Viridiplantae; Streptophyta; Magnoliopsida; Asterales; Asteraceae
Product: putative mitochondrial protein AtMg00240
Source: RefSeq, a predicted model, not a curated record
AUGACGGGAGAUUCCAAAAUACAGGUUUCAAUGGAAUUUGGCACGAAGCUGACUCCAUCUCUUGAGAAACCGGCUGUUGAUAUGACUCUUUAUCGUCAGAUGAUAGGAUCUCUAAUGUAUUUAACAGCUAGUAGACCGGACAUAAUGUUCUAUGUCUGCUAUUGUGCAAGGUUUCACGAAAAUCCAAGAGAACCUCAUAUGGUUGCAGUGAAAAAUAUCUUUUGGUAUUUGAAGCAAACUUCGUCUCUUGGUCUUUGGUAUCCUGCGAAAUCUGUCUUCUUUGUUCAAGCAUUUUCUGAUGCUGAUCUUGGUGGAUGUGGAUUGGACCAAAAGAUCAUAACCGGUGGAUGCCAGUUCCUUGAUGGAAAACUUUCCAGCUGA